Messenger RNA from Candida albicans SC5314, 2160 nucleotides. RefSeq lists its product as uncharacterized. NCBI's taxonomy places the organism in Eukaryota, Fungi, Ascomycota, Pichiomycetes, Serinales, Debaryomycetaceae. The transcript has a single exon. Bases 1 to 2160 code for a protein of 719 amino acids. The record is from RefSeq and is a predicted model, not a curated record. Gene Ontology annotation, biological process: rescue of stalled cytosolic ribosome; ribosome-associated ubiquitin-dependent protein catabolic process. Gene Ontology annotation, cellular component: RQC complex.
AUGAGUUCGAGAGCAUUGCGGAGGUUGGAAAGACAGAAAUUGGAAAAUGAGUUGUCUAUAUCCCCAGAACCUGAAAGAAAUGGUAAUGACGAAUCUGAUUUUGAUGAUAGUCCAAUUUCUAAGCCAAAAGCAAACGCAUUUGCAUUAUUAAAUGACGGCGACAAUGAAACAGAUGACGAGGAAAACUCUGAUAAUGACAAUGAAGAGGAUGAGUCAACAGAGCAAACUCGAUCAACACCCAAGCAGCCUAAUGAACCACCGAAGAAUAAGAACAAUAAAAAGAAGCAACAACAGAAGAAGGCAACAACUAAUAAGAAGAAACAACAAAACAAAAUAGUGGAUGAAUAUGGUGAUGACGAAUUUGAUAAGAUAUUAGAACAAAUGAGAAUAAAAGAUGAUCAAACAACAACCGUGUCAGUAACGAACCAAAAAACUUUAAUUAACGUGUACGAUUUUGAGGAAGAAUUAGAUGAAAUAACUACCCCUACUCCUGACUUCGACUCCAAUUUUAAGGCAUUUACUACAAAUCGUUUGAAAAAAUCUUUGUCUUUAUUGUCAAUUAAGUCUGUAGGUAGUUUGGACCAAGAUAAUGAGUAUAAGAAUUUGUUCGGAAAUUUAUCGAUGAAUACCAUCGAAGAUGCCAACUCAACAACAUCAAUGGGUAUGUCUCCAGAAAUGUUACAACAAUUCAAGAGAUUGGCUAAACUAACUCGUGGGUGGGGUGGAAAGGACCGUCGAGGUAUUCCCGGCACAACAAGAAAAUUGAUCUUCUCCAAAAUUAAAGAUGAUUGGCUACCAACAACCUUGAAGCCCUUAAAUAUGGAGGAGAUUAAACCAGAUGAUUAUGUUAAUUUUUUAGAUUAUAAAGAGGACACGGCAGAUUUAGAAGAGCUCCAAUUAAAAAUAAACAAAGAAGUAAAUUUGGGCGUGAAGUAUUUCCAAUUCUCGAAAAUUAACAAUAUCAAAGAGCGUGUUGCAAAUACUAGAUUUUAUGCUAGUGUGGUAAUGUCUCCAGACCCAGAGUCAUUAAUGCAGCAAUUGCAACAAUACCCAUACCACGUGGAAACGUUAUUACAAGUUGCUAUGGUGUUGUUAAGACAAGGUGAUAACAAGUCAGCAAGUAAUGCAUUGGUCGAAAGAGCACUUUUUGCAUUUGACCGAUCACUCCAUAAGGGGUUCCACGAGUUGUUGUACCAAGCCUCAAAUGGAUUGGCAAGGUUACCGUAUGAGCGGUUUAUGAAUCGUCAAUUCUACUUGUGUUUGUUUAGGUACAUCACUGCACUAGGUGAAAGAUCAACAUUCUACACUGCAUUAGCAUACUGCAAACUUUUGCUAAGUUUAAGUCCCGCCGAAGAUCCGUUGGGUGUGAGAUAUUUUAUUGACUUUUAUGCAUUGAUGAGUGAAGAGUGGAAGUACAUGGUCCAAUUUGCAGAAUCGCCUUUGGUGACCACCUAUACAAGAUGGUAUACACCUGGUAUUGCCUUUUCUACUGUUUUAGCUCAUUUGAAACUAAAUCAAGAGGAAAAAGCUAGAGGGGCAUUGAAGAAGGCUUUUGAAGCGCAUCCAUACACGGCAUACAAACUCUAUAAGCAAAUAGGGUUAUCUAAUGAUCUAUCACUCAGUGAAGGUUCAUUUAAAAUAGAUACUGAGGUGGAAAUUGCUACUGAAACUUACUUGGUCAGAUGUACGAUUAUGUGGAAUGAUCAGUCCCAUAGACAAUUUUUGCAUGAUGAAUUAGAGAAAUUGUUUUCAGAUUGGAAAUUGCAGAACUCGAAUAAUGGUGUUUUUUCUUCAAUUUUGGGAUCUUUUGGUUUCAAAGAUAACAAAAAGGAAUCAAAUAAUGCACCAUUUAAUUUACUUAGAUUUGCUAUUUUGUCUGGUGAAAAUAAAAUUAUGGCAAAAUUGCCACAACAGCUUUGGUCCAGAAAUGAUAUAUUUGAGUAUGACAUAUUACCUCCAAAGCAAGACGAGGAGCAGACUGUUCUAAUGGGUUUACUGAAAAAAGAUGAGAGUAUUGUUGAUCAUCUAUUAGACUAUGUUGAUCAAAACUUGUUGGGAAGUAUUAUUCAGAGCAGAACAGCUGAUGAGGGCAAUUUUGAUGAAAUAAUUAGAGGACUUGAAUUACAGAAUGUAGAAGAGGCCGAAAACCAGCAAGAUUAG